GCAAUUGAGUGUUAAAAAAUAGGCAACAACAUCUAAAUGUUUAUGGAGUAGUAGCUUAUCACAUCUUUCAUUAAUCACGACGUUCCCCGAAUAAAAGUAACCAAAGAAUAAAAUAAACCAAGUAACAUUUAAAUAUUUAAUGAUAUGACUUUGUUCUCAUGACACACCCCAAAUGUUAGUAACAUGUAGCAAAACGAGUCAUGCUAGGUCUCACCAAUUUUCUCUUAUUUGUGUAGUGGUCUAAUAGAGUAAUGAGAGCAGUUCUAGCUAAAAUAAAUGAAGGUAGCAAUUAUCUUACUUCAGGAAUUGUGUUUUCAUGUAUGGAUAUUUUCACUAUUUUCUUCUCAAAAUUUUCAAUAAUUAGAUCGAUGCAAUGUGUUGCGCACUAUGUGCAAUAUAAUUUUUUCCUCAUUUGUAUUAACAACUCUAGCACCUUUCUAGUUUGCGGCAUCAUUAGUCACAAUGUGAGUAACCUCUGCAGAUUGAACCCUAUCUGCACCCAGAGCCGCUCCUCUAGCGGUCCUACCACCGCAUCUGAUAUACUAGCAAUCCUUGUGAAUAACAUGCUCUUCAUGAACAACUUCCACCUCAUCAUCUAUCAUAUUAAGCACUGUCAACAAAUUUAAUUAUAUCAGUAGAUCAAUAAAUUUAUUUUCAACAAUGUUUGAUGUACCCACUUUUAUACCCAC
Cuscuta epithymum is the source of this 689-nucleotide messenger RNA. The record is from the annotation of a GenBank genome assembly. Lineage: Eukaryota; Viridiplantae; Streptophyta; Magnoliopsida; Solanales; Convolvulaceae.